CUCGAAAACCGAACGCAAGCUAUCAUCUCUGGCCCUACUCGAAUCCAGCCAUCCCUCCCUCCGCCCGUCUCCCAUCAAUUGAACUCCACCACCACCACCCACCAAACCUUCGCCCGACAUGUUCUCGAGACAGGCUGUUCGUUCCCUCCGCGCGGCGGCUCCCGCGUCGCGCCUUGUCGCCUCUUCCGCCCGCGCCCCGGCCGUCCGCACCUACGCCGCCGCCGCUUCCUCGGCCUCGUCCGACAACGUCAAGCCCCCCGUCGCCGUCUUUGGCCUUGACGGCACCUACGCUACUGCCCUGUACACCGCGGCGUCCAAGACCUCCUCGCUCGACCCCACGGCCAAGGCCCUCUCGACCCUCGAGGCCAUCUUCGCCAAGGACCCCAAGCUGGCCACUAUCCUGGCCGCGCCUACCCUGACCGCCGAGGACAAGGCCGCCAUUGUCACCGAGCUCACCAAGCAGGCCGGCGCCGGCUCUCAGGAGACUGUCAAGAACUUCCUCUCUGCUCUUGCCGAGAACAACCGCCUCGGCCUCCUCCCCGGCAUCACCCAGAAGUUCGCCGAGAUCAUGAGCGCCGCCCGCGGCGAGGUCGAGCUCAUCGUCACCAGCGCUACGCAACUCGACAACAAGACCCUCAACCGCCUCGAGACUGCCAUCUCCAAGUCGGCCUACGCCGGCGCUGGGAAGAAGCUCAAGGUCACCAACCAGGUCAACCCUGACAUCGUCGGAGGCCUCAUCGUUGAGGUCGGCGACCGGACCAUCGACCUCAGCGUCUCUGGCAAGAUCGCCAAGCUCAACAAGCUCCUCACUGACACUCUGUAAAACAAAUCAUCCUCACCGACACAACCUAGCAUGAAAGAACCCGACUAGCCGAAUCCUAAUCCUCCCACCAAACCUCCCUUUAUUUUUUUCUCUUUGUGUGUGUGUGUGUGUCUCUUGUAAACUUGACCAGGGCGGGGUGCGAGGAAAGGGAUGUGUGCUGCUGCGGGGGUGCUCCAACGUUUUGUGAGAAAAGGGCCGUCCAUCGCGGUCCCCCAUCCACAAACCCCGCGGAUGCCGCGAAGCGCGAAGCUUGGGAGACGGUCUUUCGGCUCCCCCUCCCAAUCGAGAGGGAGAAGGAGUGGGAUGGGUUUGUCCAAGUCGUCCCCCUCCCCAAGGGCCGAACUGAGACGAUCUGUGCAUAGUCUACAAUAGAAGCAUUCACGGAACUCUUUUAAAACAUAAAACUUGCACCACCCCAUUCCCUCUCCCUGUCAAGCUCAGGCACUUUUGUUUCCCUUCGCUUGAGG
Messenger RNA from Colletotrichum destructivum, 1290 nucleotides. RefSeq names its product Putative ATPase, OSCP/delta subunit, F1F0 ATP synthase OSCP/delta subunit domain superfamily. The coding region runs from base 119 to 823 and encodes 234 amino acids. The transcript is spliced from 4 exons. Gene Ontology annotation, cellular component: membrane. NCBI's taxonomy places the organism in Eukaryota, Fungi, Ascomycota, Sordariomycetes, Glomerellales, Glomerellaceae. Gene Ontology annotation, molecular function: proton-transporting ATP synthase activity, rotational mechanism. The record is from RefSeq and is a predicted model, not a curated record. Gene Ontology annotation, biological process: proton motive force-driven mitochondrial ATP synthesis.